Messenger RNA from Sporothrix schenckii 1099-18, 4998 nucleotides. RefSeq names its product tmem1 family. Gene Ontology annotation, cellular component: TRAPPII protein complex. Gene Ontology annotation, biological process: early endosome to Golgi transport; intra-Golgi vesicle-mediated transport. Lineage: Eukaryota; Fungi; Ascomycota; Sordariomycetes; Ophiostomatales; Ophiostomataceae. Bases 1 to 4998 code for a protein of 1665 amino acids. The transcript has a single exon. The record is from RefSeq and is a predicted model, not a curated record.
AUGGAGCAGCCCUUCUCGACAUCCAAGGUGACUGUCGAGUAUCACGAUCCGCAUGGCCUCUAUCGACUGAUCGCCCCAGGGCUGCUCGCUCGGCUGCCCCUGAGACACCUGCACUGGCAGUCGCACUCGGGGCCGCUGCGGUCCAUCGACACCCUGCACGUCGAGCUGGUGCCGGCCGAGUCGAAUCCUACCGUCACAGGACCGGCAGCAGCUACUGCGCAGAUUCAACCCGGCCCCAGUGGUACCACGGAUGCGUCGACGGCCGACGACGGCUUCCAGACCGCAACCGUCGGGGGCCGUCAAGGCUCGCUCGAGUCGACAACGACAACCACCUCGAAUGCCCCCUCGUCCUCCACGCCACGGCCGCCCGAGCGACGCCAUCAGAUCCCCGGCUUGCGCCGCACACCCUACCUCAAGCUGCUGCUCGUGCGCUGCGACGACACCGACACCUACAAAUCACAGACGCGCUCCGAAAUCCGCGAUUGGGUCAAGAAGAACACCAGCCCUGCCUCGUCCGGCAGCAGCAACCGCAAGGCAAGCAUCGCGCCUCUCGAAAACCACGAUGCCUUUGACUGGAUGAUUGUGCACGUCGUGCUGCCCAACUCGCCCGCCUACAAUCAGCCCCGCACCAGCAAAGCCAGCGGCGGCGGCGACGGCACGGGCAGUGACAGCGCAACCACCAAGACCACGUCCCGCUGGGGCAAAAACUCGUCGACGCUGUUGGAACGGCUGCGUUCUGACUUCAACACGGCCGCUGACUCGAAGAGCAUCAGCAGCGGCGGGGCUCCGGCGUCGUCAGCUGCCAUCGAUCGUGUCUCCCAGAUCCGCGUUGGCGUCGACGAUGUGCCCUACGAGCUCCUCCCGCGAGUGCAGUCCACCGGCAGCGGCACCACACCCCCUACUGGAGGCUACGUCGAGUCUGAGCGCGAGGCACAGGCAGCCUGGGCUGACGUUGUGGGCAAGCUGAAGAGCCGCAUCCUCGCAAGCUUUGACGUGCGUGUGUCGCAGUACGAAGACGAUAUCCGCGAAAAAGAUGUGCAGCGGACCCUGCCAGGCUGGAAUUUUUGUACCUUCUUCAUCCUCAAGGAAGGCUUGGCUCGCGGCUUUGAGAGCGUCGGCCUCGUCGAUGAUGCACUGGUCGGCUACGAUGAGUUGAGCGUCGGCUUGGACACGGUUAUACAGGAGCAGCAUGCAUUGACGGCGAGCACUCUCCUCAGCUUCACAGAUGACCUCAAGAGUGCAGCUCUCAAAGCAAUCCGUGGGGAUGACGCAGACGAGCCUGUCAAUCUUCAAGCAGCGGACUCUGCUACCCUAGCCAUACCCAUCAGCGCCACCAAAAAGCCCUACCGCGACCUCAUCCUCGCCAACAAUGUAUCUGUCUUUGACUUCCGCUGCUACAUUUUCGCGCGCCAGAUUGCCCUACUGCUGCGCCUCGGCAAUGCAUGGGUCACGCGUGAGGAGCUUCUCACCAAGCUGCAGGAACAACAGGAGGCCACAAUGCACUUCACUCCGGCCGCCGCCGCAACUCACGUCGCAUCCUCGUCCUCUUCGUCGCGCAGCGACCCCGAAAACCUGCCCAUGCUGGCCGAAAUCUGCCGCCGCACUCUUGAGUUUGUGCCGGCCGUGUCACAGGUCAUGCGCGAAGACCUACUUUUUUCGCUAGCCAGCGAGGGCGAGCCUCUCCUCCCAUCAUCCCGGCAAGUCAUAGACAACAUGGUGGCCUCGUUCGCCUUUUCUAUUGCCCAGCAGAUCCUGGCGCAGACGUCCACAACCGCACUUCCCAUUCCUCCGUCCUCCAUGUCUCUCGCCUCCGACAAUGGCCAGGAGCCCAAAGUAUCCAUUCCGGAGCCGAAGACAAUGAUGCACCCUGCGCGUACGUCGUCCCUAGAAACACGGGGUCAUCAGGUGGGAGCCGGGAUGGGAGGCCGGGCGCCCCCCAGUCCAGGUAUCUUCCCCGGCCCGGGCCAAACUCAGCCGGCAGCUCAUGAUGCAGAGGAAACACGCUUCCUCAAGGCUGGCCUGGAGGACCUGGCCGCGCGUCGCGCAGACCUCUACAUGCUGGCGCGCAACAUUCUGCUAAAGAUCGGCGAGAAGCGUGGUUGGUCGGACGGCUGGCCGACCGCGCCCAUUCUGUCAGAGUUGGUCGACAACCACGACCGCUUGGAAGAGGUCAGUCUCGAUGACGACACUAACUCGGGCGCGCCUGUCUCUUCGUCUCGUUCGCCACCCUCGCCCACCUCCCCUUCCGUAUCCAACGUUGUUGCAGGCGUUGAUGAUCUGCUCUUGCGCACUGCAGUUGAGUCCGACACCAACUUCUUCCGCAUGUACGAGGUUCUCACCGACAAGGCCCUGCGCCACUACACAGUCGCCGGCCACACACAUGCAGUGAACGCAAACUUCGCCGACUUGGCCGUCCUCAAGUAUCACCUUGCUGACUACGCUGCCGCCGCUGCAAACUUCUAUGAGACUACCCCCUUCUUUGGCGAGAACAGCUGGAACUUGCUCGAAUUGUCCAUGCUCCUUAUGUAUGCGCGUUGCCUCAAAGAGUUGGGCCACAAUGACGAGUAUGCAUGGCGUCUGCUAAAGUUUCUGGUCAAAGCUGCCGACGCAGAACGCCAGCGUCUUGAGGAACGGGCAUCGUUUGGGCGCGUGAAGCACCUCACAGAGAAGCACCAGGACACGAAGCAACCGCCUAUCUCUGCGGUCCAGGGCUGCCUUGCGGACCUCCUCUCCGCAUCUACAUCUGUGUCUGGCGAGAUGCGUGUCCCAUUGACCAACUUCUUCUGCGUAGUUGCCGUUGAUGGUCCACCCGUUUUCGCCGAUCGUGAAGACAGCUUUUCCGUAACUCUGCGCCUAGAUAGUCUCUUGGUUGACGCCCUGCCAGUCGAUUCAGUCAGGGUUCGCUUAACGCAGACCUCAAGUCGUGGCCAGGCCCGCGAGAUUUGGCUGGAGACCACAGAUGUCUGCACUCUCGCCCCAGGCACGGGUCGCGUCCAGCUCCACAGUCGCACUAUUGUUCCCGGCAUCUACACCAUCGACCAAAUACGCAUUGCCAGCAAAAACCUCGUCUUAUUCCACGACCAUGACGAGACCCACACAGUACAACGGCUGUCGAAUGUCGGGGCCACCACAGCGUCUGCAUCUUCCGCAUCCACCUCCUCCAACAACAAGAACAUCCUCGCUGAGCCACACCUUGUCCUCUACCAGCGGACCGAUGCCCUUGACGUACAACUGUCCACAUCCAAAGAUCUGCAGCUCGACAAGAACAACUUCCUUGAACUGGCCCUCAUCACUGGCUGGAAUGACAUCCAGCACUGCGAAAUGCACAUUCGGGCAGCGACAGGCGGUUUGCGGCUGAUCACCACCGAAGCCAAGGUGCUCGGAUCUACCGGCCACACGUUUGCCAAACCCGUCGAGGGCGGUUUUGUCUCCUUUGACGACGUCCCCGCAGGCACAUCACUGGCCAUCUCGUUCCCCUUCUCUAUCGAACAGGACGUACUAGAGUUGUGCCUUAAGGUGGAUGUCACCUACACGACAACCAGAGGCACGACGUUUCACUUCUCCAAAGUGCCCUCCGUCAGCACUUCUCUGGCCCUGGGUGUUAACGUGCAGGACGUCUUCAAGCACGAUGCGCUUUUCUCGCGUUUUACCGUAUCGACUGCGACGGCCAGCCCCCUGCGCGUUUUCCGCAGCGAGCUCCUCGAGUCGGACAUGUUCACCGCGCAGCUGGGCACGGAUGCCUUGGAAGACGGCAGUGUGGACCACAGCACCAGCCUGCCCGUUGUCUUCCCAAAGCAACCGGUCAGUUUGUUGUACAAGAUUGUACGUAAGCCAAGCUCUGGGCCGCUCAACGCGCCACCCAGCAAAGACACAAAGCGUACCAUGUACAUCAAACUCCACUACAGCGUGUUCCAGGACCAGCUCGAUGCGGCCCUCGAAGCGUCCCUCUGUGAAGCGUUCCGGAAGACGACUACGCUAGCGCAGUUUGCUAAACUCGCUUCUUCCUGCGUGCUACGGCAUGUGCACGCAUCCUUGUCUCCGUACGACCUCGAAAAGAUUGCCUUGCUGAACGAAAUGACCACGUCCGUGUUGGCACAUGUCAACUGGGCCCGCGAGUUCCCAGGCCUGGGCCCAAGUAGCACCGGCACGUCGAAGUCGAAGGCGGAUGACCUAGCGGCCGUAAUCUACGACUGGCAGAAGCAACAUGCUGUCCUCGCCAUCCCACCAGCCGACCCUUCGUCAUCAAGCAGUAUCCGCACCAUUCUUAUUCCGGUUGAUAUCCCCAGCAUCACCAUUGUACACACAGCCGACAUCCAGCUGCAAGGACCCUUUGGCGCUGCGGUGGCAGCCGACCGCUUCGUGUCUAAUGACAGUGACGAGGACGAGGACGGAGGUAGUGACGACGAUGGCUCUGUCAGCUUGCCCAUCUUUUGCGUGAAUCAGCUCCUGCCGGCUACACUGCAUCUUCGGUGGACACGCAUCUGGGACACGGGUGACGCGGACGCCUCGCCAGAUUCUUCGGUGCCAGCCUCUUCGCUUCUUGAUGACCUUGAGUUUAGUUUUGAGGUCUCGGCUCCUACGGACGCCUGGCUUAUUGGUGGUCGCCGCAAGGGCCACUUUGUCAUCCCAGCGCCCGACGCGGAUGGCAGCACCAUCGGUCUUAGCUCAACGCCCGCCCUCGAAGCUGCCAUCCCCCUCAUGCUCAUCCCGCUGCGCGAGGGCCGUCUGCCUUACCCGAGCGUCGAGAUCCGGCAAAUCAUGUCUGAUUCAACAACAACUGGCGGCCACCAUGCCGAGCCGUCCCUCAACGGUCAUCCGCACGAACCCCUGGCCGGCCACCACCACUGUGAGACCGACUAUCGCAACCUAGGCGAGACUGUUCAUGUCGUGGCGGACCGGACGCGGUUGACCCUAAGCUUAGAUGCGAGUGGACCGGGAGGUGGGCCACUGGUCCUGGAAAGUGAGCGAGCCCGAGGAGUCGGGCGGGUUGUGGUCUAA